This is a messenger RNA of Nelumbo nucifera (sacred lotus), 1740 nucleotides long. Its product is annotated as Polyketide cyclase / dehydrase and lipid transport protein. Gene Ontology annotation, biological process: cellular respiration. The record is from RefSeq and is a predicted model, not a curated record. Gene Ontology annotation, cellular component: mitochondrion. Lineage: Eukaryota; Viridiplantae; Streptophyta; Magnoliopsida; Proteales; Nelumbonaceae. Gene Ontology annotation, molecular function: ubiquinone binding.
CAUGACCCCGUCUCGUCGAUUAAAACCAGCAAUCGUCGUUUUCUCUCCUCCCCCAGCUUCUCUCCUUCAGGGCAGCCAAUCUCCUGCUGUAACGCAUCAAAUUUGGCGGCCAGAGUCAACCAUUACUGUCCGCGUCAGUAGAUUUGGGUGUUCGAAUGUUCUCUGGCCCCAUUCUUUUCUCCAAGGAGAGCUAAUUUAUUUGCGUUUCGGCGUCGAUUUAGGGUUAAUCUGGUAUUGGUUCGAGUUUUUUUGGUUGUUUUUGGAGCAACUUUGGUUUCGGAUAUUUGGAUUUCUAUCGGAAUCUCUUAUUCAUUUGAGGAUCAUUGUUUUUGUUUGAAGAAAUUUGGGUGGGUGGGUGUUGAUUUCUUGUUUUCCUUUUUUCCUUUUUGCAGAGUUGACAAAAUUUAUAUUUUUUAAUGUUUUCCCAAUUCUAGAGCAUUUUGGGAUUGAUUACUAAAUUCUAGAGCAUUUAGAAUUGUUGGAGAAAGAGUGGGAAAACUUAAUAAGGAUAUUGAGAGGUUCAAACUUGUGAAGGAAAGAGUUGUUUUACAAUGCCGCCUCUUGUGUCGGCCUCUAAGGCAGUUGGGAGGUUGUUAUCAGGUAGAAACAAUGUAGGGUUGUUGCUGAGGUCUGCUAGGAAUCGUGGACGGUUUGGAAGAUUUGUGCAGCUUCGGUGCUUGAGUAGCAUUGCAGGUAUUGAAAGUGCAUCCGUCGAUAAGUUGGUUGGCACUGAUAACGAUGUUAACUUUCCACUGAGGAACAUUUAUAGUAUUGUGCAAAGGAGGAACUUCCUUGGUUGUGGAGAUGGAGAAGAGGGGAAUGUUCUUUCUAAGACUUACGAGGAGAGGCGUGUCAUCGGGUACUCUCCAGAGCAGUUAUUUGCAGUGGUUGCAGCUGUUGAUCUGUAUGAAGAUUUUGUUCCAUGGUGUCAGCGAUCAGAGAUACUUCGACGCAAUGAUGAUGGAUCUUUUGAUGCUGAGCUGGUGAUUGGUUUUAAAUUUCUUGUUGAAAGUUAUGUUUCCCAUGUAGAGUUGAACAAACCCAAGUCUAUAAAGACAACUGCAACCGAAAGUGGUCUUUUUGAUCAUUUGAUAAACAUUUGGGAGUUUAAUCCAGGACCAGUUCCAGGGACUUGUGAUCUUUAUUUCUUGGUGGACUUUAAAUUCCAGUCACCUCUUUACCGUCAGGUGGCAUCUAUGUUCUUUAAGGAGGUUGUCUCUCGUCUCGUGAGUUCUUUUACUGAUCGCUGCCGUCUAAUAUAUGGACCUGGGGUCCAAGUCCUUGAAAACUCUUAUGGAGGACAGAGGGCAUAAAAAUGGUUUUCAUUGAACCUGACAUCAGAACCAGAGAAUACCGACCUCAUCAAUUUGCUGCCUUGGACGCAUGCUGUGAGGUCAUCUAACUCUUUUAGAGGCUCGUACUGCAUUGCACUCCAAGAAUUGCUGUUUACCUAUUUUCUCAAGUUUAGUUUGUAGAUAGUGAAUUUUGGUGAUUACAGUAUGAAAGGUUAAAAGGUCCAUUUAAAAUAUUCUGGUUUUACACCUCAACAUAUAUUUUUUGGCUAACGGAUUUUCUACCUUGAUUUUCUGUAGUGCUUUAGUCCUCUGGUGGGAUGUUAUUCCUCACGUUAUGUAAUUGGGCUAUUCUUCUACUUAUGUAGUAAUAUUAGUUCCUCUUUCAUGUAUAAUUGUACAUCAUUAUUAUAACAUUUAUCAUUACCAUCUAGUGAUUAAUAUACCA